Messenger RNA from Bradysia coprophila, 1193 nucleotides. RefSeq lists its product as uncharacterized. Gene Ontology annotation, cellular component: extracellular region. The record is from RefSeq and is a predicted model, not a curated record. NCBI's taxonomy places the organism in Eukaryota, Metazoa, Arthropoda, Insecta, Diptera, Sciaridae. Gene Ontology annotation, molecular function: chitin binding.
UACUUGAGGCGAAACUUAAAGUGUCUUUUAUUAUGAAAUUUCUAAUAGUUUCUUUAUUAGCCGUGUCCGUGGUGAAUGGGAUUUCAGUUCGCGGCUUUGCGAACACUAAUGCUGUCCGCAUUACAUACGCUAGAAAUGAUCCGAAGUGCACAGCAAUGGGACCGCAGUGCGCAGACGAUUGCAGAACAUUGCUGUUUUGUUCUUCGUUCAGUUCUAAACCCCUAUCAAUAAUGACUUGUCCAGCAACGACUCCACACUGUUUUAACGGAGCUUGUACAUCUACCGCGGGAUUAUGCAAAACUGGGCCUGGUGGCAGCACCUUUAAAUGUACGGACGAGGGUAUUUUUCCAGAUCCAUCUGACUGCACACGAUUUCACAUAUGUGAGGCUGAUAGUACAGCUGAAGAUUACCAAUGUGAUACGGGAUUCGUUUUCAAUUCAAUUUUAAAAAGUUGUCAGAUGGGAAAAACUCCAUGCACCAAAAUUAGCUGUUCAAGAGCAUCGGAAGCCAAUACAUUUAUAGCGUACGCUAGUAAUCCAACGUAUUACGCAUUCUGUAUGAACGACAAUGGAGUGUUCAGCACGCUAAUGUUCAAAUGUUUGUACGAUAAGUUUGAAGAAUUUGAUGCGAAAGCGAAACAAUGCCAAUUCAAAUGCAAAGCAAAAGGAACCUUUCAAAAUCCAGCUGAUUGUGGAGAAUCCUUUUCUUGCAGUGGAGUCAAUGCAAAACCAGUUACAGCAAAAUGUCCUGCAGGUUGGGUGUUUGAUGGUACUAGCUGCAAUAGAGAUGCCGACACGUGUGUGCAUAAGCCAAAAGGCAGCGAUGGUUUUAGUGCUCCGGAGCCAGUAGAUGGUGCCGCCGAAAUUUUGUUUAACAAAUUAAAAAAUGCAAUUCAUGAUAAAAUAUGUGCCCUUGACAAUGACCCAACAAAAUGCAAAGCAGAUACUACAAUAACUGCAGACCAAUACAGGGAGAAAAGCGCCGAUGAAGUUAAUACCUACUUGGUUAGUGUUACCCUUACGAAAACGAACCCGAGCACCACCGAGGUUUAUCACGUAAAACUAAUUAGCGACUUGAGCGACGCACAAGCGCCCAUUGAGGAAGUAGAUAAAAUUGAUGGACCGAAAAGUGUAGGUGAAGAACUCAAACCAUUUUGAUAAAACUGGAAGCAAACCUUGCUUGUCAUACAAAAA